AUGGAAUCGGUGAGCUCCGGCGACGGCUAUCCCCAGCUACGGACGACCGUCGGCCAGCGCGGGCUCAGUCGGCACGGCGCCGACGACCCUCGGCUUGGAGCUCGCCCUCGCCCGCGACCCUCCAGGGCAGUCCACCCGAGUCCGUCCAUGGAGGGAGAGGCCGUUGACGCCGAGCUGCGGCUCGGCCCUCCGGACAGCGGCGGCGCGUCGGCGGUGGCGGCGGAGAGCAAGUACGUCAAGGUGAGCGUGGAAGGAGCCCGGUACCAGCGGACGGUGGACCUGAGGGCGUACGGAGGGCACGGGGAGCUCAGGGCGGCGCUCUUGGGCCUGGCCGGCCAGAUGCUGGACUUGGCCGUGGCCUACGAGGACAAUGACGGCGACAUCUUGCUCGCCGGCGACCUCCCCUGGGACAUGUUCGUCUCCGACUGCAGGAGCGUCAGGAUUAUGAGACGGUCGACGACGGUGACAAGCAGCUAGAGCUAGUUAGGGCAGCAACGCGACAUCUCCAUGUCGUGUCAUCAUUGCCGUUGGUGUUUUUCUUAGAUGCGUUUAUGUUGGCAAAAUUUCUACAUCUUGUUUGGUGCUGUUGCAUGAUACUUUAUGGUGAGAAAUUUGGAUGAAACUUGAAUAAGAACUGCGCCU
Triticum dicoccoides is the source of this 642-nucleotide messenger RNA. RefSeq names its product auxin-responsive protein IAA12-like. Gene Ontology annotation, cellular component: nucleus. The transcript has 2 exons. Gene Ontology annotation, biological process: regulation of DNA-templated transcription. NCBI's taxonomy places the organism in Eukaryota, Viridiplantae, Streptophyta, Magnoliopsida, Poales, Poaceae. The record is from RefSeq and is a predicted model, not a curated record. The coding region runs from base 1 to 477 and encodes 158 amino acids.